This is a messenger RNA of Aureobasidium vineae, 1863 nucleotides long. NCBI's taxonomy places the organism in Eukaryota, Fungi, Ascomycota, Dothideomycetes, Dothideales, Saccotheciaceae. The record is from the annotation of a GenBank genome assembly.
AUGAGCGCCUCGUACACAUACUCACACGCCUCCUACUCGUAUCGCGACGACUCUUCGGCCUUGGACCGUCUGCUCGCUUCGACCAAGGGCGCCUGGAUUGCUGCUGGAAUAGCCAUUGUUUACUGCGCCUAUACAUUCGCCCUCAGGAGCGAAGCAAUGAGGAGGAUAUUUGGUCUUGGCUCCGGCUCGGUCAACAUACUUCCCGGCGCAAACUCAUUGAGAAGAGCCAGUUGGCUCGGUGGUCUUGGUUCAAGCUCCGAUGCGCCACCGGGUCUUGGGAACAGGAACCAAUCAUGCUAUCAGAACAGUGUUUUGCAAGGAAUGUCUGCUCUCCAGUCCCUGACUGCCUACCUGGAACAAGUCGACGCAACCAAGUCGGAGGAUACAUCAACAACUGUUGGCUCGUUGCGCGACCUCAUGGGACAACUGAAUGACUCUUCUAACAAUGGCCGCUGCAUCUGGACUCCGGCCAAGCUAAAGUCUAUGAGUAGUUGGCAGCAGCAGGAUGCACAAGAAUACUACUCAAGAAUUAUGGAUGAUAUGGAAAAAGAGACAAAGACCACCAAAGCCGCACCAGGCACAGCAGGACUCAAAGAGGUUGGCUCGUUGGACACUGUCAAGGCAUCCGAUUCGACCCACCAAGAUUUGAUCGCACAAAAACCCAAUCCUCUCGACGGCUUCCUCGCUCAGCGUGUUGCGUGUACUAGCUGUGGCUUCUCCGAAGGUCUUUCUAUGAUCCCAUUCAACUGUCUUACGGUACCGCUCGGCAGAAACUACAGCUACAGGAUUGAGGACUGUUUGAACGAGUACACAGGUCUGGAAGAGAUAACUGGUGUGGAAUGUGCAAGAUGUACGCUUUUGCGUACCAAGUCCCAGCUUGAACACAUGACGACUGAAUCCGAGGACUCGACCGACCACUCUGUUCCCUCGUCUGCCUCUCUGCCUCCAGAGCUUCGUGCUAUGGUCCUCCAAAGGUUGCAAGCAGUAGAGCAGGCGCUUGCAGACGAAGAUGUUUCGGAUGACACAUUGAACAAANAAUGCCAGAUCCCCAAAAAGUCACGAGUAUCCAGCACCAAGACUCGUCAAGCUGUGGUUGCCAGACCGCCGCAGUGCUUGGUGAUACACGUAAAUCGAAGUGUGUUCGACGAGUACACAGGUGCGCAAAGCAAGAAUCUUGCCGAGGUUGCAUAUCCUAAGAUGCUCAAUCUGGGUUGUUGGUGUUUGGGCACUACCAAAAACGACGGUGAUCAAGAGGAAUGGCGCAUGAAUCCUUCGAGGUCUAUGAUUGGGUCUUCCGGUAACGAUUCGAGGACUCAGUACGUUCUCAGAGCUGUCGUGAAUCACUACGGUCGUCACGAUAAUGGUCACUAUACUUGCUACCGCGAGCAUCCAGAACACGUCCAAGAUACUAAGAACAACACUCCAUCAAAGCAUACACCUACAAAGUGGUGGCGACUCAGCGAUGAUGAGGUGUCCGCAGUCAGUGAAGAACAUGUCCUCGGACAGGGUGGUGUGUUCAUGCUUUUCUAUGAACGUCUGGACAUUUCUGCCCCCGAAAACAUACCCCAAGCCACGGAGAAGACGCAUCAGGAGGUGUUCACGACCGACAUAGCAACGAGCAUCAAGAUUGAAGAGCAGACAGACCAACCCGAGGCGAUCGUGGAGGAAAACAGAACUGUUCAGAACGGAACUGUUUCACAGCAGUCUAUCGAAUCGUCGCCAGAGAUAGAAGUGGAACAAGCACCACUGCCACUGCCAAACAGGAGGACAUCAACGCCUCAUAAGAUGCGGACGGCUGGUAAUAAGGGUCGGCGCAGGUCAUCAGGAUUCUCCCAGACACUCCAAGCGGUUGCUGCGACCUGA